Messenger RNA from Puntigrus tetrazona (Sumatra barb), 2697 nucleotides. Its product is annotated as active breakpoint cluster region-related protein-like. The coding region runs from base 369 to 1316 and encodes 315 amino acids. The record is from RefSeq and is a predicted model, not a curated record. The transcript is spliced from 8 exons. Gene Ontology annotation, biological process: positive regulation of GTPase activity; signal transduction. Gene Ontology annotation, molecular function: GTPase activator activity. NCBI's taxonomy places the organism in Eukaryota, Metazoa, Chordata, Actinopteri, Cypriniformes, Cyprinidae. Gene Ontology annotation, cellular component: membrane.
UCAGAUGUUGAGAGGAGCGCAGGAGAGAGCAGCAGUAGAGAGAUGCAGGCAGAGGAGAGAGUUACUUUAACAUCCACUGAAGGAUCUACAGACCUUUAGAAAAGACAAGCAUGGCAACGUUUACUUUUCUUCCAGAAAUGAGCCCUUUGUUUCACAGGGUUCAUUUCUUCUGAUUUUUAAUCGCGACACUAACGGUGCAGAAUUGUGUCUCGUGAAAGUUUUCUUUUCUGAAAACGCAUUUUGAAUCGGUUUGCUGUGAAGAAUUUGGAAGAGUUUGGUUUUCUGUUUGGGAAUCGUUUUAGUGGUGUUCCGGGGGUCAGUGCCCCUUCUCUUUCCUGCUGCGUGGCUGCGAGAGGAACACAGUCAGGAUGACAGAGAUCGUGGUGACGGACUGUAAUCUGAACUCGGUGUGUGAGCGCGUGGAGCAGCACUGCUGCGUGGACGAUCCUUCAGCCAUCAAAAGACACACCAACACCGGUGCCAAACUGUGGGGCCGUGUGCGAAGUAAACUGCUCCGACAAAAGCUGGACCCACAGACCGUGCAGUCCAAAAACUGGCAUAUGGAUGUCAUAGAAAUGAAUGGGAUUAAAGUGGAGUUUUCCAUGAAGUUUACCAGUCGGGACUUAAGUUUAAAGCGGACGCCUUCUAAGAAACAGAGCGGCGUGUUUGGGGUUAAAAUCAGCGUGGUAACAAAGCGCGAGCGCUCCAAGGUGCCUUACAUUGUGCGGCAGUGCAUUGAGGAGGUGGAGAAGAGAGGGAUUGAUGAAGUGGGCAUUUACAGGAUCUCCGGAGUGGCCACAGACAUCCAGGCCCUCAAAGCAGCGUUUGACGCCAAUACCAAAGAUAUCCUGGUGAUGUUGAGUGACAUGGACAUUAACGCCAUCGCGGGGACACUGAAAUUAUAUUUCAGGGAGCUGCCAGAACCUCUUCUCACAGACCGGCUGUAUCCGGCCUUCAUGGAGGGCACUGCUCUAUCAGAUCCUGCAGCAAAGGAGAACUGCAUGAUGCAUCUGCUGCGGUCACUACCAGACCCCAAUCUCAUCACCUUCCUCACCCUACUGGAACACCUCAAGAGGGUGGCAGAGAAGGAGCCGGUCAAUAAGAUGUCUCUGCAUAAUUUGGCCACAGUGUUCGGCCCCACUCUGCUGAGACCGUCAGAGUCAGAGAGCAGCAAGGCCCACAUCACGCUGGCCUCUGAUAUCUGGUCACAUGAUGUCAUGGCACAGGUUCAGGUAUUGCUGUACUAUCUGCAGCAUCCGCCCAUAUCCUUCGCUGAGCUGAAGAAGAACACACUCUAUUUCUCAACUGACGUCUAACUCCAACAAAUGACUCCUUUCCUCUCAAACAUCGUCUUUUUUUUUGUGUACAAAGCCAACGGUCCGGCGGGGGGGACAGCGAGUGACUGUGGCCACUCUCCCCUGCGUUUGUCGUCUCCGGUCAUGUUCAUGUGUAAAAGGAGCUCGCGCUUCGCUUCAGCGCGGAGAAGAGCUGCAGCCAGAGGAAGACCAAGAUACAGCAUCACCUUAUACAGACGCUGCACUUCUCACACCCACACACACGUCCUGCCAAACACACACACACACGUCAAACACCGUCCCGUCCGAAGGUUUGUCGGUUGGAGUUGCAGAUGCAUGCUGGGAUGUCUGCAUCCGUUGUGGCGUCUCCUCUAAAGCCCAGUUCAGUGAUCCCGCAGCUGAAGCUCUCUCCCCGAAGAGACAUUCCAGUAAACAUCAGCAUUUACAUGUUUUAGACAUUAUUUGUUCAUUUUAGUUUCAAAAGCUUUUGUGCAUGUGAUAACAAGGACAGUGAGCUGUGUGUGUGUGUGUGUGUGUGUGUGUGUGAGAGAGAGAGAGUAAACGCAAUUGUUUAAAAUGCAUAUCUCAUGCUGCGAGUGUUUUCUUCUGGGCAAAACAUUAAAAUCCCAGACCUUCCUUGUCCAAGUACAUCCAGGCCAAAAAUCGCCCUAUUUAUUCUGAAUAUAUACUGUUAAUUGUGCCUGUACAGUUCAGUACACUCUGAGACUCCGUGGAGUCCUGCAUUCGCAUUUCUGGUCUAUUUUUUUUGAUUAGUUUUAACUUCCUGUCAGUAUAGACUUGAAUAUCAUACUGUAGACGAGAGAAACUAACAGUUCAACCAGCCAGCUUUCGGGACAAGAGCUGGUGUGCGGUGUAGUCAGAUUGUGGAAAAACCCGGAGAAAUGCAAAACUGUCUUGAGUUGGAGAAAAAAGCUCUCCUGUCAUCUUUGUAAGUUGAAGUGUCUGGUGAUACUUCAGUUUGUUCUGUAGAAAGAUUGUUGUUAUUUGCCCUUUUUUUUGCAUGUUCGGCUUGUCAGAUAAAAAGUGGCAGGAUAACACAAAAGUUCAUUUUCUUCUUUGUAUUUUGAUUUUAUUUAAUGACUAUUAUUAUUAUUAUUAUUAUUAUUAUUAUUAUUUUUACUCCUCUGCUGAAGACCACUGGCAGAGCGGAGGGAAAAAUGAAACUUUUCUGCUACAAAGCCAGUGACAUGUACUUCAUAAGCACUGUUAGAUUGCAAACUAUUUGAUAUUUUAAUAUAAAAGGAAAUUAAAAGCUGGUGUAUUUUAUUUCUGUUGAUGGAAAGAUAUUGAGUAUACUGUAUUAACAAGGGUAAAUGUUGAUGUGACCUUUUUUCCCCCCGUUUUUAGUAAAAUAAAUAAAAGUGUACAUUGAGCACGGCAA